Messenger RNA from Vanderwaltozyma polyspora DSM 70294, 861 nucleotides. RefSeq lists its product as uncharacterized. The coding region runs from base 1 to 861 and encodes 286 amino acids. The record is from RefSeq and is a predicted model, not a curated record. Lineage: Eukaryota; Fungi; Ascomycota; Saccharomycetes; Saccharomycetales; Saccharomycetaceae. The transcript has a single exon.
AUGACGUUGUAUAGUGUUGAUGAUUCGGUAUUAACAAAACAAAAUUUGUUACUGUUGGAUAAUUGGACAAAUUAUUCAAAACCUGCAAUAGAUUAUUUCAAUGGCAUGGAUAUUUUAGAUUACCACACAGUUUUUUCCCUCUUGCAUAGAUUCAGAUAUAAGAGAAGUUCGAUGAGGUUACCUUCUUGUUCAUUAGAAUACAAUACCGAUUAUUACAUUUAUAUGGGUAGGCUGGUAAACUGUGUCUUUCGCCAAUGGUCACUGGCAUUGGAUAAAAAUUUGAACGAUAUCAAAUUAAAUCCAAUUGUAAUCAAUUGGGAUAAACAAAAUGAUGUGACUGUGCUUUAUGGACCUGAUUUGUCCUCACAAAAAUAUUUUGAUCUGUUUAGUUUUAAUAAAAUUGGAAGUCAUAAUGACAGUUACGAUAAAUGUAGUACUAGUAAUAAGGUUAAUAUUAUGAGAAACAAAAAGAAACCUAAUAUUAUUUAUAAAGAGAAAACCAAUAGCAUUAGCAUUAGCAGUACCAGCAGCAGCAACAACAACAACAACAACAACAAUAAUAAUAAUAAUAAUAAUAAUAGCAACAGCACUGAACGAAAUUUAACUAUGCAAAAACGGUUGCUACAAUUCGAUAAUUACGUCUUGAAAAGGGAAAUUGAUAGAAAUGGACGUUAUUUCGAAUGUAGAACUGUCAUUAAUGACAUACCAACAACUCCUAGAAAAAAUUGUCUCCUGUAUAAAUCAAAUACAGAAUCUCUUCUAGUUCCUGGUAGUUGUCUUAUUGAUCUAAAUUAUAGAAAAAGUUCAAUAUUUAAAGUGCAGGUCACUUCACAAUCUAAUGAGACUAUUUCAUGCAUGUAG